Molecule: messenger RNA, 663 nt
Organism: Sinocyclocheilus grahami
Lineage: Eukaryota; Metazoa; Chordata; Actinopteri; Cypriniformes; Cyprinidae
Product: meiotic nuclear division protein 1 homolog
Exons: 5
Coding region: 16-351 (111 amino acids)
Source: RefSeq, a predicted model, not a curated record
UGUGUAGCACCACGCAUGCGCAGUGAGAUUUCCUUCGCAUCUGGCGCCACACUCAAGCUGCUCGACUGGAACAUGUCUAAAAAGAAAGGACUUAGCCUGGAGGAGAAAAGGAGUCGUAUGAUGGAGAUAUUCUUUGAAACUAAAGAUGUGUUUCAGCUGAAAGACAUGGAAAAAAUCGCCCCCAAGUCCAAAGGAAUCAGUAAGGCAAAUAUUACAGCAAAAGAGGCCGUGUCUAGGUGGACAGAUAAUGUUUUUGCAAUCAAAUCCUGGGCAAAAAAGAAGUUCGGCUUUGAGAACAGCAACUUGGACAAAGCUUUCGGAAUACCCGAGGACUUUGACUACAUGAACUGAUCAGGAACUCGCAGGAUCUUAGGAUUGUUUGAUCUGUUUUUCGGUGAUUCUCUUACAUCGGUUUGUUUUAUGUUUAGAGACACGACGUGAAAUUAAUCGCUUGUGGGGAAAAAAAGGUUCUAUGACGAGCAUGCAUUUGUUUCUGUAUAAAGUAGGAAUGUGUUAUGGAUUUGAAGUCAUUUCAGAUGUUCCGGUCACUUCAGAUGCUUUCAUUUUUGGUUUGCAUUUUUCAUUAGUCGUCAUUUUUCACCGUGCACAUAUCUUUGUGUAUCUUGUAAAUAUGAAAAAUGGUCAGUUGCUUUGUGUUAUAUG